UUGCCUUGUCAAUUAAAAACAACAAAAUUACAUUACAUAAGAGAUUUUAUGCUGUUAUGGUUGUCUCAAUGCAACAAGAGGCAAAGAAAUGCUGAAAAGGAAACAAACUUUUAAAGUAUACGAGGAGACACCUUUCCUUUUGCUGUUUGACCUUGGUUUUCAUCAUUUUCGUCAUUUCGCCUCUGAUGGAAGAAAGGGACACUGAAACACGGUGUUGCUAUGGUGAUGUCAAUCAGAAUGGCUCCUCCUCUUCCUCUGAUCUUUCUGCUUAUGAUUCACAGGGUUUCUAGUGCUGAUUGGGGUGUCACUUACAACCCUUCACAGAUCUGUGCACUAAAGGACUCAUCCGUGAUAAUGAGCUGCACUUACACAUACCCUACUGGAUAUCAGAUCAUGAAAAUGUUCUGGACCGAAGACUCUGUAAAGUAUGUAAAUCCUCCAGAUCUGUCUGAGGACCCUGAAUACAGUCAGAGGCUUCAGUAUCUGGGAGAUAAACAGCAGAACUGCACCAUCAGCCUUAGUAAUGUGACACACCGGGAUUCACGCAAGUAUUAUUUCAGAUUCAUCACUGAUAAAGAAAAUGGCAAAUGGACUGGUAAACAAGGAGUGAGUCUUACUGUCACAGAUCUUCAGGUGGAGUCUCCUGAGAGAGUGACAGAGGGAGAUUCAGUCCGUCUGACAUGUAAAAGCAGCUGCACUCUGACUGACAGAGCAACAUUCAUCUGGUACAGAAACUCACAGCCAUUAACUGAGAGAAGAGACAGAAACAAUGAACUCCUGCUGCAGUCAGUCAGAAGAGAGGAUGCAGGCAGAUAUAGCUGUGCUCUACAUGGACACACUUACAUCUCUCCUGCUGUUUAUCUCAAUGUCAUGUAUUCUCCAAAGAUGACAUUUGUAGCGGUGAGUCCAUGCUGUAACAUAGUGGAGGGAGAUUCAGUGACUCUGAUCUGCAGCAGUGAUUCAAACCCACCUGCAGAAAUCAACUGGUUUAAAGAAAGAACGUUUGUAGGAUCUGGAAGAAUCUACAGCAUCUCAAAGAUCAGCUCUAAUCACAGUGGAGAAUACAAGUGCAAGUCCAUCAAUAAACAUGGAGAGAAAGAAUCUGAUGCUGUGACUUUAAACAUCAUGUACCCACCCAGGAACAUCUCAGUGUCCAUCAGUUCAUCUGGUGAAAUAGUGGAGGGAGAUUCAGUGACUCUGAGCUGCAGCAGUGAUUCAAACCCACCUGCAGAAAUCAGCUGGUUUAAAGCAGGAACAUUUGUAGGAUCUGGAAGAAUCUACAGCAUCUCAAAGAUCAGCUCUGAUCACAGUGGAGAAUACAAGUGCAAGUCCAACAAUAAACAUGGAGAGAAAUACUCUGAUGCUGUGACUUUAAAUGUCAUGUGGGUUUCUAGUGCUAAUUGGAGCGUGACUUACAGCCCGUCACACUUCUGUGCAAUAAAGGACUCAUCAGUUAUAAUGAGCUGCACUUAUACAUACCCUACUGGACAUCAGAUCAAUAAAGUGUUCUGGAGUAAAAGACAUAUUAAAAAUGAUGAAGAGUUUCCAGAUCUGUCUGAUGACCCUAAAUACAGUCAGAGGCUUCAGUAUCUGGGAGAUAAACAGCAGAACUGCACCGUCAGACUGAGUAAUGUGACACUGAAGGAUGAACACAAGUACUAUUUCAUAUUCAUCACUGAUAAACAUAGUGGAAAAUGGAUCGGUCAUCCAGGAGUGAGUCUUACUGUCACAGAUCUUCAGGUGGAGUCUCCUGAGAGAGUGACAGAGGGAGAUUCAGUCCGUCUGACAUGUAAAAGCAGCUGCACUCUGACUGACAGAGCAACAUUCAUCUGGUACAGAAACUCACAGCCAUUAACUGAGAGAAGAGACAGAAACAAUGAACUCCUGCUGCAGUCAGUCAGAAGAGAGGAUGCAGGCAGAUAUAGCUGUGCUCUACAUGGACACACUUACAUCUCUCCUGCUGUUCAUCUCAAUGUCAUGUAUUCUCCAAAGAAGACAUUUGUAGCGGUGAGUCCAUGUUGUAACAUAGUGGAGGGAGAUUCAGUGACUCUGAUCUGCAGCAGUGAUUCAAACCCACCUGCAGAAAUCAGCUGGUUUAAAGGAGGAACAUUUGUUGGAUCUGGAAGAAUCUACAACAUCUCAAAGAUCAGCUCUGAUCACAGUGGAGAAUACAAGUGCAAGUCCAUCAAUAAACAUGGAGAGAAAUACUCUGAUGCUGUGACUUUAAACGUAAUGUACCCACCCAGAAACAUCUCAGUGUCCAUCAGUCCAUCUGGUGAAAUAGUAGAGGGAGAUUCAGUGACUCUGAUCUGCAGCAGUGAUUCAAACCCACCUGCAGAAAUCAGCUGGUUUAAAGGAGGAACAUUUGUAGGAUCUGGAAGAAUCUACAACAUCUCAAAGAUCAGCUCUGAACACAGUGGAGAAUACAGGUGCAAGUCCAUCAACAACCAUGGAGAGAAAUACUCUGAUACUGUGACUUUAAAUGUCAUGUACCCACCCAUGAGUGUUUCAGUGUCCAUCAGUCCAUCUAGUAAAAUAAAGGAGGGAGAUUCAGUGACUCUGAUCUGCAGCAGUGAUUCAAACCCACCUGCAGAAAUCAAUUGGUUUAAAGGAGGAACAUUUGUAGGAUCUGGAAGAAUCUACAACAUCUCAAAGAUCAGCUCUGAUCACAGUGGAGAAUUCAAGUGCAGAUCCAGAAAUGAACAUGGAGAGAAAUACUCUGAUGCUGUGACUUUAAAUGUCAUGUACCCACCCAGGAACAUCUCAGUGUCCAUCAGUUUAUCUGGUGAAAUAGUGGAGGGAGAUUCAGUGACUCUGAGCUGCAGCAGUGAUUCAAACCCACCUGCAGAAAUCAGCUGGUUUAAAGGAAGAACGAUUGUAGGAUCUGGAAGAAUCUACAGCAUCUCAAAGAUCAGCUCUGAUCACAGUGGAGAAUACAAGUGCAAGUCCAUCAAUAAACAUGGAGAGAAAUACUCUGAUGCUGUGACUUUAAAUGUCAUGUACCCACCUAAGAGUGUUUCAGUGUCCAUCAGUCCAUCUAGUAAAAUAGUGGAGGGAGAUUCAGUGACUCUGAUCUGCAGCAGUGAUUCAAACCCACCUGCAGAAAUCAGCUGGUUUAAAGGAGAAAUGUUUGUAGGAUCUGGAGGAAUCUACAACAUCUCAAAGAUCAGCUCUGGUCACAGUGGAGAAUACAAGUGCAAAUCCAGAAAUGAACAUGGAGAGAAAUACUCUGAUGCUGUGACUUUAAAUAUCAUGUAUCCUCCCAGGAACAUCUCAGUGUACAUAAAUGGAUCUGGUGAAAUAAAGGAGGGAGAUUCAGUGACUCUGAUCUGCAGCAGUGAUUCAAACCCACCUGCAGAAAUCAGAUGGUUUAAAGGAGGAAUGAUUGUAGGAUCUGGAAAAAUCUACAGCAUCUCAAAGAUCAGCUCUGAUCACAGUGGAGAAUACAAGUGCAAGUCCAGAAAUAAACAUGGAGAGAAAUACUCUGAUGCUGUGACUUUAAACGUCAUGUACCCACCAAAAAACAUCUCCGUGUCCAUCAGUUCAUCUGGUGAAAUAGUGGAGGGAGAUUCAGUGACUCUGAGCUGCAGCAGUGAUUCAAACCCACCUGCAGAAAUCAGCUGGUUUAAAGGAAGAACAUUUGUAGGAUCUGGAAGAAUCUACAGCAUCUCAAAGAUCAGCUCUGAUCACAGUGGGCAAUAUAAAUAUGCUACAAGAAAUGUAGUGGUCUCCAUCAGUCUAUCUGGUGAAAUAGUGGAAGGAGAUUCAGUGACUCUGAUCUGCAGCAGUGAUUCAAACCCUCCUGCAGAAAUCAGCUGGUUUAAAGGAGAAAUGUUUGUAGGAUCUGGAAGAAUCUACAGCAUCUCAAAGAUCAGCUCUAAUCACAGUGGAGAAUACAAGUGCAAGUCCAGAAAUGAACAUGGAGAGAAAUACUCUGAUGCUGUGACUUUAAAUGUCAUGUACCCACCCAGGAACAUCUCAGUGUCCAUCAGUCCAUCUGGUGAAACAGUGGAGGGAGAUUCAGUGACUCUGAUCUGCAGCAGUGAUUCAAAUCCACCUGCAGAAAUCAGCUGGUUUAAAGAAGAAAUGUUUGUAGGAUCUGGAAGAAUCUACAGCAUCUCAAAGAUCAGCUCUGAUCACAGUGGAGAAUACAAGUGCAAGUCCAGAAAUGAACAUGGAGAGAAAUACUCUGAUACUGUGACUUUAAACGUCAUGUACCCACCAAGAAACAUCUCCGUGUCCAUCAGUUCAUCUGGUGAAACAGUGGAGGGAGAUUCAGUGUUUCUGAUCUGCAGCAGUGAUUCAAACCCACCUGCAGAAAUCAACUGGUUUAGAGGAGGAACAUUUGUAGGAUCUGGAAGAAUCUACAGCAUCUCAAAGAUCAGCUCUGAUCACAGUGGAAAAUACAAGUGCAAGUCCAUCAAUAAACAUGGAAAGAAAUACUCUGAUACUAUAACUUUAAAUGUCACCUACCCACCAAAGAGCAUCUUAGUGUCCAUCAGUCCAUCUGGUGAAAUAGUGGAGGGAGAUUCAGUGACUCUGAUCUGCAGCAGUGAUUCAAACCCACCUGCUCUGAACUACACCUGGUUUAAAGGAGAAAUGUGUGUAGGAUCUGGAAGAAUUCACAGCAUCUCAAAGAUCAGCUCUGAUCACAGUGGAGAAUACAAGUGCAAGUCCAGAAAUCAACAUGGAGUGAAAUACUCUGAUGCUGUGACUUUAAAUGUCAUGUAUCCACCCAGGAACAUCUCAGUGUCCCUCAAUUCAUCUGGUGAAAUAGUGGAGGAAGAGUCAGUGACUCUGAUCUGCAGCAGUGAUUCAAACCCACCUGCAGAAAUCAGCUGGUUUAAAGGAGGAACAUUUGUGAGAUCUGGAAAAAUCUACAGGAUCUCAAAGAUCAGCUCUGAUCACAGUGGAGAAUACAAGUGCAAGUCUAUCAGUGAACAUGGAGAGAAAUACUCUGAUGCUGUGAUGCUGAAUAUAAUGUAUGCUACAAGAAAUGUAGUGGUGUCCGUCAGUCCAUCUGAAAUAAUGGAGGGAUUUUCAGUGACUCUGAUCUGUAGCAGUGAUGCAAACCCACCUGCAGAAAUCAGCUGGUUAAAAGCAGAAACUUUUGUAGGAUCUGGAAGAAUCUACAGCAUCUCAAAGAUCAGCUCUGAUCACAGUGGAGAAUACAAGUGCAAAUCCAGAAAUGAACAUGGAGAGAAAUACUCUGAUGCUGUGACUUUAAAUGUCAUGUACCCACCCAGGAGCAUCUCAGUGUCCAUCAAUCCAUCUGGUGAAAUAGUGGAGGGAGAUUCAGUGACUCUGAACUGCAGCAGUGAUUCAAACCCACCUGCUCUGAACUACACUUGGUUUAAAGGAGGAACAAUUGUAGGAUCUGGAAAAAUCUACAGCAUCUCAAAGAUCAGCUCUGAUCACAGUGGAGAAUACAAGUGCAAGUCCAUCAAUAAACAUGGACAGAAAGACUCUAAUGCAGUGACUUUAAACCCCAUGUACCCACCCAGGAACAUCUCAGUGUCCAUCAGUCCAUCUGGUGAAAUAGUGGAGGGAGAUUCAGUGACUCUGAUCUGCAGCAGUGAUUCAAACCCACCUGCAGAAAUCAGCUGGUUUAAAGGAGGAAUGAUUGUAGGAUCUGGAAGAAUCUACAGCAUCUCAAAGAUCAACUCUGAUCACAGUGGAGAAUACAAGUGCAAGUUCAUUAAUGGACAUGGAGAGAAAUACUCUGAUGCUAUGACUUUAAAUAUCAUGUACCCACCAAAGAGCAUCUCAGUGUCCAUCAGUCCAUCUGGUGAAAUAGUGGAGGGAGAUUCAGUGACUCUGAUCUGCAGCAGUGAUUCAAACCCACCUGCUCUGAACUACACCUGGUUUAAAGGAGAAAUGUUUGUAGGAUCUGGAAGAAUCUACAGCAUCUCAAAGAUCAGCUCUGAUCACAGUGGAGAAUACAAGUGCAAGUCCAUCAAUGAACAGGGAGAGAAAGAAUCUGAUGUUGUGACUUUAAACACCAUGUAUGCACCAAAGAGUGUCUCAGUGUCCAUCAGUCCAUCUGGUGAAAUAGUAGAGGGAGAUUCAGUGACUCUGAACUGCAGCAGUGAUUCAAACCCACCUGCAGAAAUCAGCUGGUUUAAAGGAGGAACGUUUGUAGGAUCUGGAAGAAUCUACAGCAUCUCAAAGAUCAGCUCUGAUCACAGUGGAAAAUACAAGUGCAAGUCCAUCAAUAAACAUGGAAAGAAAUACUCUGAUACUAUAACUUUAAAUGUCACCUACCCACCAAAGAGCAUCUUAGUGUCCAUCAGUCCAUCUGGUGAAAUAGUGGAGGGAGAUUCAGUGACUCUGAUCUGCAGCAGUGAUUCAAACCCACCUGCUCUGAACUACACCUGGUUUAAAGGAGAAACGUGUGUAGGAUCUGGAAGAAUUCACAGCAUCUCAAAGAUCAGCUCUGAUCACAGUGGAGAAUACAAGUGCAAGUCCAUCAAUAAACAUGGAGAGAAAUACUCUGAUGCUGUGACUUUAAAUGUCAUGUACCCACCCAGGAACAUCUCAGUGUCCCUCAAUUCAUCUGGUGAAAUAGUGGAGGAAGAGUCAGUGACUCUGAACUGCAGCAGUGAUUCAAACCCACCUGCAGAAAUCAGCUGGUUUAAAGGAGGAACAUUUGUGAGAUCUGGAAAAAUCUACAGCAUCUCAAAGAUCAGCUCUGAUCACAGUGGAGAAUACAAGUGCAAGUCCAUUAAUAAACAUGGAGAGAAAUACUCUGAUGCUGUGACUUUAAAUGUCAUGUGUGAGUUACAGUAAUGAUGGUUUAACUCAAUGUGCCACUUGUGAACAAGCACUGAACACACACUUUGGCCAGAACUUGAAAUAUAUUAUUAUUAUAAACAUGUUUUAUUUUGAUUUGGCUAUACAAUAAUGGAAUUGCAACUGACCCUGCUUUCUGCAUUUCUACUGAUGUGGCUAAGUUUUAUUGAUUACUUGUGUGUGGCCAAAAGACUUGGUGAGCCACAUGAUUUUUGUCAGUGGGCCAGGUGUUGGUCAUGAGCCAUUGGUGUCCAACUGCUG
Labeo rohita (rohu) is the source of this 7053-nucleotide messenger RNA. RefSeq names its product hemicentin-1. Lineage: Eukaryota; Metazoa; Chordata; Actinopteri; Cypriniformes; Cyprinidae. The transcript is spliced from 28 exons. Bases 220 to 6789 code for a protein of 2189 amino acids. The record is from RefSeq and is a predicted model, not a curated record.